AUUUGAAAUUCAAUGGCUUCAUCAGUUCUUCGUUCUUAAAUUCCAUUAGGUGGAAUAUGUGAUGUAGAAUCAGCAAAACAUGUUGCAAGAAGACUAUUUGAAUCUUAUGAUAGAGAUAGAAAUGGAAUCUUAGAUUAAGGAGAAGUAGCACCUAUGAUGGUAGAUGCAUAUAAAGGAAUGUCUAAAGGAUUCAAUCCAAGCAAAUCAGAUAUAGAUACUUAUUUAAAAAUCCUUGAUAGAAAUGGAGAUGGAAAAAUCACUAUCUAAGAUAUUGAAGCAUUAGCUAUUAAAUACUUAGUUGGCAUUACUGGAGAGUCACCUAAAAGACCUAAGAGAUAAUAUUCUAAAUUUGUUGAAGAACGUUUAGAUGUUGCUAGAAGACUCUUUCGUAAAUUUGAUUAAGAUGGUUCUGGAUUCAUAACUGAAAAUGAAGUAUGUUUUCAUAAUAUAUAAUUUAUAGGUUCCAUAAUUAUUAAUUGAAACCUAUAAAUCUAUGGGUAUCCAAUAUAAUCCAACUUAAGAAGAUGUUAAAUCAUGGAUGAGAAUGACUGACCUCAAUGAUGAUGGUCAAGUAUCACUUGAAGAAUAUGAAGAUUUAGUUAUUAGAUCACUUUAGCAUGCAGGAAUCCAACUUGAAUGA
This is a messenger RNA of Paramecium sonneborni, 640 nucleotides long. Lineage: Eukaryota; Ciliophora; Oligohymenophorea; Peniculida; Parameciidae. The record is from the annotation of a GenBank genome assembly.